Molecule: messenger RNA, 856 nt
Organism: Cryptomeria japonica (Japanese cedar)
Lineage: Eukaryota; Viridiplantae; Streptophyta; Pinopsida; Cupressales; Cupressaceae
Product: beta carbonic anhydrase 5, chloroplastic
Exons: 3
Coding region: 83-442 (119 amino acids)
Molecular function (GO): zinc ion binding; carbonate dehydratase activity
Source: RefSeq, a predicted model, not a curated record
GAGCUGUGACAUACAAUGCUUCUAGCUGUAAUGUAACUUAAUCACACUGCUAUGGUGUCUGCAUUUAGGCUUCAUCAAGAGAAUGGAUGAAUGGGGACAUAUUUUGGCCAUGUCAAAACAUAUAUAUGGACCAAAUAGUGAAUUCAUUGAGAGUUGGAUUUCAAUAGGAAAGCCAGCAUGCAUGCGGACAAAAUCUUUAACUGCAGAUCAACCCUUUGAUCAACAAUGUAGCCACUGUGAAAAGGAAUCGGUGAAUCAGUCUAUAUCAAACUUAUCUACAUUCCCUUGGCUCAAAGAGCUUGUAGCACAACAGAAGUUGUUUCUUCAUGGUGGCUACUAUAAUUUUGUAGAUGGCUCUUUUGAGAAAUGGACUCUGUGUUACAAGGAAGGAAAAUUUGAAAAGAUUGACGAUGCAGUUACCAAUUGUGCUUUGUGGUGUUAAAUUGCCCAUUUUCACCAGCAAAUUUCACUAUUAUCAUUUGUACAAGAUACAUAAUCUUAUUAAGUUGGGCAUGGCUCAUUGCCAGUGGUCUGUAUACGCAGAGACUAUUUUUUUCCUUAUUGCAUAGCAAUCUUGUAGUCUGAAUCAUGAGAUGUGACAUGAAAUACUUCUAGCCAUAAUGUAACUUAAUCACACUGCUGUGGUGUUUACAUUUAGUCUUCAUCAAGAGAAUGGAUGAAUGGGGACAUUUUUUGGCCAUGUCAAAACAUAUAUAUGGACCAAAUAGGUACACAAAUACAAUGUUCUAGAUGAGACGACAUUUACUAGUUGGUUGCUCUCUUUCUUUAUUGUUGAUGUAUUAAGAUUGCAUAUUCCCCAAAUUAUGUGUCAGUUUAAUCAAAGGCAUUUGAUCUA